Molecule: messenger RNA, 900 nt
Organism: Pyrus x bretschneideri (Chinese white pear)
Lineage: Eukaryota; Viridiplantae; Streptophyta; Magnoliopsida; Rosales; Rosaceae
Exons: 4
Coding region: 1-900 (299 amino acids)
Source: RefSeq, a predicted model, not a curated record
AUGGGCAGGUUGAAUAUGACAGCUACAAUUGUUUCUACAGUUCUUAACCGUGAGAACUAUAAGGAUUGGAGUUUUCGGAUGAAGACCUAUUUUUUGGCCAAAGAUCUUUGGGACAUCGUCGAAGGCACCGUUAAGAAGCCUCCUGAAGGAGAAGAACAUAAGGCUUGGAAGAAGAAGGAUGCCAAGGCCUUAUAUGCAAUCCAAAAUUCUUGCGGGGAUGAUAAUUAUCCAUUAAUCAAGUACUCAACCACGGCCAGAGAAGCAUGGCAAGAUUUGUCAGAGGGACUAAAGCGAGAUGAAAGACCACAAGAUGAAAGUGCACACAAGCCAGUUGGUGAAGCAUAUCCAAAAGAGUCAGCAUUGGAAGAAGGUUUGAGUGUCACUGGAGGACAUGAUGAGAGCGAUGAGAGCGUUGAGACUCUUGAGAGCAUCCAUAAUACUUUCGCCAAAUAUGUCAAGUCUAAUGAUUGGGAUAAUGCGAUCAACUUUCUUCGCCAACAUCCCCGACUACGAAGUGCAAGAUUUCGAUGGGAUGGUACAGCUCUUCACUACGCAAUCAAUGAGAGGUGCAGCGUGCGCAUUAUACAACAGUUGGUGGAGUUAAUGGAUAACGGACACUUGGAAAUAACAGACCGCUUUGGUUACACAGCUCUUAGUGAUUUGAUAGUUCUGUCUCCAGAAAGCGUUGAAGUAGCUGAAUGCAUGGUUAAAAAGAACCCCAAUUUACUUACCAUUUUACCGAGAUGGUCUCAGAAGGCUCUAGUUGUGGUGGCCCAAGGGAACGCAAAAGGAGAACGAAUGGCUCACUCUCUCUAUUCCCUCACUCCAUCCGAAAAGAUAAAUGUUAUUGAUGCCGCUCAACUUAUUUCUGACAGCUUUCGUCUUCAAAGAUUUGGAUAA